AAUAAAGGUAAGUGUUCGUACUUAGUAGUAUGGUUGGUUUCUCUGUCCUCAACUUAACAAAAAUGUCAAAACUAUGACAUUAAAAAAAAAAGUUAAAUCUGAUUAAUAAACAAAAAAAAAAAGUUUCACACUUCACGCCAUUUUUGUUUCAAGUCUCAUUCUCUCUCACUUCCUCGCUCAAAGACUCCCUCUUCUCGAACCUGCAAAAUCCUUGUUUCGUUUCGUCUCUCUGGUCAGGAAUCAAACACGAUUCUUAGAAACCAAAGAGAAGAUAGAAAUGGCGCCCAGAGGAAGAAAAAAGGAUUUGAAAAGAUCAGUGUGUGGUGGAGGUUUGGGACUUGUGAGAAAAGAAUAUGCACUAGCAGAUUGGAUUGAGGCGAGAGGAUGCAGCUCGAGACCGCAUGAAAGAGUAUGGUUUUGACAAGCGUGUUAUCAAUGCGAGUAUCAAGCACGUGCCAGAGGUGUAUGGUGAGGACCAAUGGUUUCUGAUCGAAGAUGGUAACUAUGCUGCCCUCCUUUCUAUUUGCCUUGAAAAGCAAGAGGAACAAGAAGAAAUGUGUCUAGUAAAACAAGAAGCAGAAGAAGAAAAGGAGGCUGAUGCAUUAUCGAUCACUAACGAAGCAGUCAUGGACUCAUCGCCACCAGCUUUUCAAUUCGUAGAAGCAUCAGUAUAUAAUGCACGCCAUUCUGUUGGAGGUGCCCAGAGUUCUCACUGUGGGUGGCUAAGCAGUGAGGAGGAGACAGAUCCAGAUGAGGAUGAGGGUACUGAUGGUGAUGAUGAUGAGAUGAUUCAGCUAACUCCAGAACCUCUCUGUGAAGAACUUGAAGACCUCCUCAGGGAAGUAUAUGGACAGAAGAAGAUGAAGCACAACUAAGGAGUCAUAAGCUCAUGUAACGACAGUUAAUAUAUAUCAAACUUGAGUUAAGAGACUAAGAAGUGUAGUGAAAGAGUAAGCUAGUACUAGAGUAAAAAGGUAAAAGACCCCCUCUCACAAAUAUGUUUAGGUCUUUACGUAUUGGUUUAAUUUAGUUUUUAAGAAGAUUUGUCAUGAGGUUUAAAAGUUCUUUGAUAUACAAAUAAAUUGUGUCGCAGACUCGCAGUAGUUUAAAUCAGUUUUUCA
Molecule: messenger RNA, 1121 nt
Organism: Camelina sativa (false flax)
Lineage: Eukaryota; Viridiplantae; Streptophyta; Magnoliopsida; Brassicales; Brassicaceae
Source: RefSeq, a predicted model, not a curated record